CCUGCUUUCGAUCCCUACGAACAGCAGUUCAGCGUCACCAUGCCAGACGGACAGACCCAAGUCGACCUCGUCAUGCGCGCAGUCAUCACCUUUCAGAACACAGCCGUCAUCAUGGGCAUCAUUUACGGCAUCCAGAUCGGCCUGUCGAUCCUCCUCCUGACCAUUCUUGCAGUCAUGACAAGACCUGAGAAGCGACGCAGCUUCAUCUUCUUCCUCAAUCUUGCAGCACUUGUCCUCAUCUUCGUCCGCAGUGUCAUCACAUGCACUGCCCUGCAAGGUCCCUUCUACAACGUCUACAACUGGUCGAUCGGCUACUACGAGCACGUCGGCGAGGCCAUCCGUGUCAGCAUUGCCUGCGAGGUUAUGAACUUCUUGGUGAUUGUGGCAAUAGAACUGUCACUGCUCUUCCAAGUUCGCAUAGUCUGCUGCACCUUGAAGACAAGCCUUCGCCUCCUGGUGACUGCCGUUACCACUCUCGUCGCCGUAGUGGUUUGCGGUAUAAGAUUCGCCACCAUGGUCGUCAACGCGAAAAUCGGCAUAAGCCAAGUCGACACUAAGGGUCCGGCAGAGCGAGCGCUGGUGAGUACCAUGGCAUCCGCCACCAACAUCAGCGUCAUUUGCAGCAUCAUCUUCUUCAGCGCCAUCUUCUGUGCCAAGCUCGGACAUGCCAUCUACCAGCGCCGCACCAUGGGCAUGAAGCAGUUUGGUCCCAUGCAGAUCAUCUUCGUCAUGGGCUUCAUCUUCGGUCUCCUCACCUACUUCGUGGUCCAGUUCUCUCAGAUCUACAGCCUCAUGCCGAUGGUCGUCGCUACGUUUCUCCCCCUUUCUAGCAUGUGGGCG
Molecule: messenger RNA, 840 nt
Organism: Pseudocercospora fijiensis CIRAD86
Lineage: Eukaryota; Fungi; Ascomycota; Dothideomycetes; Mycosphaerellales; Mycosphaerellaceae
Exons: 2
Biological process (GO): G protein-coupled receptor signaling pathway
Cellular component (GO): G protein-coupled receptor homodimeric complex; membrane
Molecular function (GO): mating-type factor pheromone receptor activity; pheromone binding
Source: RefSeq, a predicted model, not a curated record